This is a messenger RNA of Paramecium pentaurelia, 555 nucleotides long. Lineage: Eukaryota; Ciliophora; Oligohymenophorea; Peniculida; Parameciidae. The record is from the annotation of a GenBank genome assembly.
AUGAGAUAAUUUAGCGGGACUUGGAAAAGGAGAGGUGGAAAUACUAAUAAUAGACCAUUUAGAGGAGGGAAUUAAAAUUUUAGAGACAAUAGAAAUAAUAAUAACAGGUCUAAUAAUCAACAAGGAAAUUAUAAAAAUAAUUAGUUUAGAAGAUCAUCAAAUUAAAAUUAAAAUUCAGGUUAUAAUAGAUAAAGAAACUAAAAUUAAAACAGAGGAGGAAGAUCAUAUAGAGGAAGAGGAAAUUAAUAAGGAUAAGGAUUUUAAUAACAAAAUACAUAGCGAAGAAGAAGAUUUGGGUUCAAAUAAAAUAAUUAGAAUGUAAAUCAUAUUUUAAUUGAAUAGGGUGAAAAGAAAUAAAGGUUCAUCAAAACUGGAAGAAAGAAUAGAAUUAAUUCAGAUGUUUAUAAAAUAGCCAAGGAUCUAUAAAGUAUAAUUAUAUAUUAUAUUAUAUAGGAAAAUCUAAAAUGGAAUAGGCAUUAGAUAAUUAUUGGAAGAAAGGUGGUGAUUAAACAAAGAAUGAAAAGCCUACUCAAGAAGCAAAUAAUGAAAAAUGAU